Cooperia oncophora is the source of this 771-nucleotide messenger RNA. NCBI's taxonomy places the organism in Eukaryota, Metazoa, Nematoda, Chromadorea, Rhabditida, Trichostrongylidae. The record is from the annotation of a GenBank genome assembly.
AUGAACACAAUCAUUGCUGCUCCCACGGGAUCGGGAAAGACGGUCGUUGCUGUGAACAUUAUAAAGUGUCACUUGGAGAAGAACAGGAAUAGUGGCAAAAAACCGAAGGUGCUAUUCAUGACUCCAAAUACUGUAAUUCUCGACCAGCAAGCAGACUGCCUUCGAAAGUUUCUUGAUCAUCGUUAUGAGGUCCAAGCAGUUUGUGGUUCCGACAAUAUCCCUCUUCGGGAGAUCAUUGAUGCGAAAGAUGUCAUUGUAUCGACUCCGCAACUUAUAGUGAAUCUUCUUGUGGAAGAUAGCAUAAAUGAUGGCAUAGAAAACGUAAUUCGUUCAACUUUCGAUGUGACCACAUUCACAAUGAUGGUGUUCGAUGAGUGUCAUAGUGCUGUGAAAAAUUCACCGUAUGCAAUGCUAAUGCGAUUCUACCAUCGUCUGAGCUUUUCACAAAGACUCCCCUCCAAGGCUGCUUUACCACAGAUUAUCGGCUUAACUGCCUCGUUGGGUGUCGGAGGAAAAUCCACUGAGAAAGAUGCAUUAGCUCAUGUUGUGAAGCUGUGCGCAAUGUUGGAUUGUAAGGUAAUCAGCACCGUCCGUAAGAAUGUCGGAGAGCUUAGGAACUUUUCGCCAUUGGUUUUUGAUGAGAUCUGCUUCUGCGAUGGUCAACAUGACAGUGAACGCAUCGAGUUCCUUGAGACAAUUCGCGAAUUGAUGAAAAUAUUCGAGGAUAAACUGCAUUCCAUCCACAGUAAGUAUAAAGCUGUAGCAUCAUAG